ACACUCUCAUGCACGGGUAGUUUGAGAGCUGAUGACUUACAUUCCGGCUCCCCCUCUUUCCCUUCACAACAUCAGGACUCAACGACCGAAGCGCACUGAAGCAAUUAAAGAUUUCAUUUCUCUUUAUACUCGAAGGCAACGGGAACCGAUUUCGAUUUCGUGAGGUUCACUUAUCAUAGGACCGGGGACACCCCAAGUACUUUAGAAAAUGCGCGUGUGUUUAAGCUACCUGGGAAGGCGCUCGUGUUUUGUAAAGACUAGUGGUGGUGGAAGAAGAAAGGAUUGAAACGGGAGGAGAUAAAAAAAAACAGCAAAAUAAGUCUGAGACUCAGCGCCAUAAAGGAGGGCACCACGGGACGUGUGGAUAAUGUGAGGGAAGCAAUGGCCUAGAUCUGUAACGUCAAGAGUAGGUCUGUCAUUCCGCCUCACUGCUUCAUUGUAUCGAGGCAUUCCGUGCUUUUCUUGUUGUAGCCUACCUGAAGGAACAUAACAUAAUGUUCUCAGACACAGACCGUCACCAUGCAUAAAUUGAGACUCUCUUUUGUGCGUAUCUGUUUUUUUGCCAUAUUUUUUGUUGUUGCUAUCUUUAAGUCAUCUUAAAUGUGCGUAAAAGGGGUUCGGCUGCUCCUUCAACCACUCUGCAUCGAUAUAACUCAUGCCCCGUCCCAUGACCCGCUGGUCUAUAGACUUCCUCAUAUACUUCCAUAUUUGCCAUUUGAGUGAUGGCGAUGCCAGUAGAAUCUGACAGUAGCGGUGUACGGAGCAGCACUCAUGAAAAAAGCUUCAGGGUACCAGAUCGCAACGGUUAUGUGAAAACAUGUGUCAUCCCGCUGUGCCGCGACCAAGACUAUGAGUCGUGGUUGAGCCUAAUUCUGAGUAAAAUAUGGAGUUCUCAAAGAGUGUGCGUGGGGUCGCUUUCGGUUUUUCUCGCUCUGGUGGUUACAUUCGCAGACUGGAAAACUGAGCCGAGCUGUAGCAGUGACAGCAGAUUCUCCGGAUCUUCAGUUCAUUUUGUUUCAGCCUGCGUAGGAGAGCUGUUGCAAACUUGGUGGCAUUUGAUUUCGCUAUUAUUUUCCCUUGUAUGUGCCUUUUUUUGGGUAGGUCUGUAUUUGAUUCGCUGUGGACUUCUUAUCCAAACCGCCCUUUUUCUUUUAACGUUGUGCCACCUUGGCGAAGCAGCCGCGUGGUCUCUCCUGCACGGGACGGAUGAACAGCUGUUUUCUUUCGCGUCAGCGGCUGUGGUCGUGUUCGCUUGCCUGGCCACCGGCGCACUCAUGGUAGCGCGGCUGAAUCAGGGCAUCUCUGUCAUUGUUUUCAUCAGUGUGGUCAGAACUAUCUCACUCAUUUCGUUGCACAAAGUACGGGCCACUUGGAGACCGUACGUGGCGUACCUGGUCGGAGUGCUCGGCAUCCUACUGGCGAGGUAUGCUGACAAGCUCCUUCCCAACCAAGGGGGACAUAAGGAGGGCUGUACCUCCGUGACUGGAACGAGGGAAGAGAUCCCUGUAUUUAAACGGCGAAGGAGGUCCAGCUCAGUGAUAUCCUCAGACAUGGCACACAGUCAGUCCAACAGCAAGUCACAUCGGAGAACUUCGCUGCCAUGCAUUCAGAGGGAUCAGAUGCUUCCUUACUCAGAAUGGGACCAGAGGAGAGGCUCCGGGGGGUCCCAGUCCUCAGGCACCAGCGUGACGGUGGACAUCUCCGUCAUGGGCGAGGCCCACGGGCUGAUCUCAGACCUGCUGGCGGACCCCUCCCUCCCCGCCAACACCUGCACGUCGCUGAGGGCCGUGAGCAGCCUGCUCACCACCCAGCUCACCCUGCAGCCUCUGCACCGGCCACGCCUCGCUCCCCUGCUCAACCUCGCCGACGCCUACACCUGCUCCGACUCUGAGGAGGGGCCUGAAAGGGGGGAGAAGACCCCCUUCCCCAAGCGUCUGAGGAAGAGUCUCCACCCGGCGCUGCUGAGGAGGAUCUCCUCCACCUGGACCACCACCACCUCUGCCACGGGCCUGCCCACCAUGGAGCCUAGCCUUGUGCGGAGAGACCGCAGCGCCAGCAUCAAGCCCUACCACGAAGCCCUCACCUGCAGCUGUGGCAGACCUUACAUCAAGCUCACCCAUGGAGAAGGAUCCAUAGACAAAGGGGACAGGAUUCACCGGACAGAGGACCAGGUGACGGCGUCGUCCGACUAUGACAGCACCCACGAGGCCAACAACAGUGACAGCAGUGACGUAGCGCAGACGGAGGAAUACGCGGAGGGAGGCAAAGCCCCCGGGCAGGGGGUCCUCCUGCAUCCCAUGAUGCCCCCUGAGGAUCAGCCCCUGCUGGCCCCAGAGCCGUUGGUAAUGGAGGACCUGGAGCCGAUGAUGACUCAGCUCAACAACUGGAACUUUCCCAUCUUCAGCCUGAUGGAGAAGACCAAUGGGAAGUGUGGCCGCAUCCUCAGCCAGGUUUCUUACAGGCUCUUUGAAGACACAGGUCUGUUUGAGACCUUCAAGAUCCCUGUCCAAGAAUUCAUGAACUACUUCCAUGCCCUUGAGAACGGCUAUAGAGAUAUUCCAUACCACAACAGGAUCCAUGCCACAGACGUUCUCCAUGCUGUGUGGUACCUCACCACCCAACCUGUGCCAGGCCUGCCCAGCCUCAUCAAUGACCAUGGCUCCAGCGACUCAGACUCCGACAGUGGCAUCACACACAGUCACAUGGGCUUCCUGGUGUCGAAGACGUACAGCGUGUCGGAGGACGGCUACGGUUGCCUGUCGGGCCUCAUCCCCGCGCUGGAGCUCAUGGCGCUGUACGUGGCGGCCGCCAUGCACGACUACGACCACCCCGGCAGGACCAACGCCUUCCUGGUGGCAACCAGCGCACCACAGGCUGUUUUGUAUAACGACCGCUCAGUUCUGGAGAACCACCACGCCGCUUCUGCCUGGAACCUCUUCAUGUCCCGUCCUGAGUUUAACUUCCUGGUCAACCUGGACCACGUGGAGUUCAAACGCUUCCGCUUCCUGGUCAUCGAGGCCAUCCUGGCCACCGACCUGAAGAAGCACUUUGACUUCUUGGCUGAGUUCAAUGCCAAGGUCGGGGAAGACCCAGCUACAGGCAUCGAUUGGUCCAAUGAGAACGACAGACUGCUGGUUUGUCAGAUGUGCAUCAAACUAGCGGACAUCAACGGGCCCCUGAAGUGCAAGGACCUCCACCUGCAGUGGACGGAGGGCAUCGUCAAUGAGUUCUACGAACAGGGGGAUGAGGAGUCCAGCCUAGGCCUUCCCAUCAGCCCCUUCAUGGACCGCUCAGCACCCCAGCUGGCCAAACUCCAGGAGUCCUUCAUCACACACAUUGUUGGGCCGCUCUGCAACUCCUACGACUCCGCCGCCCUCAUACCCGGGCGCUGGGUGGAGCCCAAUCCAAAAGGUGUAGAGGCAGACAUGGCGGAGAACGAGGUGGAGGAAGAGGAGGAGGAGGAGGAAGAGGAGGAAGACACGGCAGAGGAGGACGCCUCCACCAGCUCUGAAGCUUCGCAAAAACCGAGCCCCAAGAAGAGGAGGAAAGCGUUCUGUCAGAUCACCCAGCACCUGAUGGAGAACCACGAGAUGUGGAAGAAAGUGAUCGCGGAAGAGGCUCAGAAACAAGGCCAGGGGGCGGAGUCUGCGCGCUUAAACAAUGUAGCUGAGCCAAUCCUGGCCACCCAUGAGGAAGAGGAGGAGCCAGGGAGCAAAGAGGAGCUGGUGGAAGGGGAGGAGCCUGAAGAGGAGGCAGAUUGGCCCCUCCCUCCACAGGAAGACUCUGAAACAGCAGAGGAAGUAGAAGGGGACCUGGAGUGAGAAAGCUCAUGGGAUACGUGGCGUCUCAGAGCCAGAACGUGAAUUUAUUUUGUUCUUCAGUCCUAUAAACAGACUCCUGAUUUAUUUGUUGCCAGCACAUCACUAAGACACAACACUGUAGAAGUUGGGGGGGGAAAUUUGUGCCUAUAAAAAGAAAACAGGGUGGGGGGGACAUUACUUGGGUUUUACACAUGAAACCUGAGUAAUCGGGUGCAGAGAACCCUCAUGGUUCUCUGGAGGAACUUUCCAUAUUGCAAUACAGGAUCACACAUGUAUGUAAAGCGUAAGGGAUCACAGAACAAUAGACUCAUUUACUACUGUCAAGACCGGCUUGAGAACGGCCAUCAAAGACACCGGUCCGUUGUGUAAACAAAGACUGUAGAGACUGCUACCAGUUUAUAUCUUAAGAAAUAUUUUCUAAAUGCAAUUAUAUUUCGACAUCACGUUCAAAGUC
Messenger RNA from Osmerus eperlanus (European smelt), 4275 nucleotides. It is a transcript of the gene pde3a, whose product is annotated as phosphodiesterase 3A, cGMP-inhibited. Gene Ontology annotation, cellular component: cytosol. Lineage: Eukaryota; Metazoa; Chordata; Actinopteri; Osmeriformes; Osmeridae. The transcript has 14 exons. The coding region runs from base 723 to 3821 and encodes 1032 amino acids. Gene Ontology annotation, biological process: positive regulation of oocyte development; oocyte maturation. The record is from RefSeq and is a predicted model, not a curated record. Gene Ontology annotation, molecular function: calmodulin-activated 3',5'-cyclic-GMP phosphodiesterase activity.